CCGGCCGUUUUGAACAUCCAACUUCCCUGAUUUCUUCCACCAACACAACCAUAUACUGCGCCUUGGCGGACAGAGGAGCAGCUCAAGCACCUUCGCACAACCACACAGUUUUCGUUUUCUUACAGAGUACCGGUCUGGCAAAAUGGCGACCCGGAAGAAGGUGCUUUUGAAGGUUAUUAUACUCGGAGACAGUGGUGUCGGAAAGACAUCGUUGAUGAACCAAUAUGUGAACAAGAAGUUCAGCAACCAGUACAAAGCUACUAUUGGAGCAGACUUUUUGACAAAGGAGGUCAUGGUGGACGACCGUCUUGUUACCAUGCAGAUUUGGGACACAGCUGGGCAGGAGCGUUUCCAAAGUUUAGGAGUAGCAUUUUACCGCGGGGCUGACUGCUGCGUGCUUGUCUACGAUGUCAACAACGCGAAGAGUUUUGAGACGCUGGAUAGCUGGAGGGAUGAGUUCCUGCUGCAGGCCAGCCCAAGAGACCCCGAUAACUUUCCGUUCGUGGUGCUCGGCAAUAAGAUCGAUAUGGAGGAUUCGAAACGGCAGGUGUCACAAAAGCGCGCAAUGACAUGGUGUGCGCAAAAAGGAGGCAUUCCGUACUUCGAGACGAGUGCCAAGGAGGCCAUCGAUGUCGAAAAGUCUUUCCAAACAAUUGCCCGCAAUGCACUGCAACAGGAAUCCGAUGUCGAAUUAUAUAGCGACUUUCCCGACCCCAUCAAGAUCGAUGGCGACAGCAGCCGACAAAGCGGCGACGCUGGAUGCGCGUGUUAA
Fimicolochytrium jonesii is the source of this 772-nucleotide messenger RNA. Its product is annotated as ras family-domain-containing protein. The coding region runs from base 143 to 772 and encodes 209 amino acids. Gene Ontology annotation, cellular component: phagocytic vesicle; vacuole; late endosome. Lineage: Eukaryota; Fungi; Chytridiomycota; Chytridiomycetes; Spizellomycetales; Powellomycetaceae. The transcript is spliced from 6 exons. Gene Ontology annotation, biological process: regulation of vacuole fusion, non-autophagic. Gene Ontology annotation, molecular function: GTP binding; GTPase activity. The record is from RefSeq and is a predicted model, not a curated record.